GCAAAACAAAAUCGUCUACUCGGGUGACACUUGCAUCAUCUGACAACACCUCGUCGCGCCCCCGCAGCCGCGAGCGCCUUCAGCCAAUGGCGCGCUGGCGUCCAAGGAGCCUAUUUAUGAGGGCGAGUGCCGCCCAAUCGGCCGUCACACGACCUGUUCUGCAGAAGCGGAGAUGCUUCGGCUGCAGGUGCUGCUGGCACUUCUGUUGUCCGCCGGGCUGCUGGUGCGGGUCAGCACCGGAGCCCCUGACGCGGCUCACCUACUCGCAGAGGCCUUUGGGGCAGACGCGACACUGGACAAGGAGUCUGCUCGCUCGCUGCUGCUGAGGCUGAUCUACCAAGUGGCGGCGAGCGACGAGGCGCUCCCCGAGCUCGGCGUCGGGGUGACGUUGAUGCGGCGACAUCUUCCUCUCUCCCAAAGAGAGCGCAAGGCGGGUUGCCGCAAUUUCUUCUGGAAGACCUUCACCUCCUGUUGACACCACGUCGUCAUUCUCCUUCCUUCGAUGGUGCGCCUUCCAACCCUCUCACGUCAAAGGUCAAUUGAAACUUUGGCCGUGUCCCGUUUUUGUGACCUUUUUGUUAAGUGCCGUGUUGUUAGAUUUGUCCUCAUUGAAUAA
Molecule: messenger RNA, 616 nt
Organism: Syngnathus acus (greater pipefish)
Lineage: Eukaryota; Metazoa; Chordata; Actinopteri; Syngnathiformes; Syngnathidae
Gene: sst5
Product: somatostatin 5
Exons: 2
Coding region: 173-475 (100 amino acids)
Biological process (GO): regulation of cell migration
Cellular component (GO): extracellular region
Molecular function (GO): hormone activity
Source: RefSeq, a predicted model, not a curated record